GAAGCAGGAAGAGCCGUACAGCUGUGGCUAAGUGGCUAACAGUUGCUAUCCAGCUAAACCCUAACGGCGAAAAACAACAUCGGUUGACCAAAUAUCUCGCCUCGUCAGCUACCCGGAGACUUUAGAUCUAAUAUGGGAAAAGGUGGCGGUACAUUCGAGAGGCUUUUGGAUAAAGCUACCAGUCAGCUGCUCCUGGAAACAGACUGGGAAUCCAUCUUACAGAUCUGUGAUCUCAUUCGACAAGGAGACACACAAGCCAAAUAUGCUAUUGGGGCCAUUAAGAAAAAGUUGAAUGACAAAAAUCCACAUGUGGCCCUUUAUGGUCUUGAGGUCCUGGAGUCGGUAGUGAAAAACUGUGGCCAAACGGUCCACGAUGAGGUGGCCAGUAAACAAACAAUGGAGGAACUGAAGGAUCUGCUCAAGCAGACGGAGCCUAACGUCAGAAAUAAGAUUUUGUACCUGAUUCAGGCCUGGGCCCACGCUUUCCGCAACGAGCCCAAGUACAAGGUGGUUCAAGACACUUACCAAAUAAUGAAGGUGGAGGGUCAUGUGUUCCCUGAGUUUAAGGAGAGUGAUGCGAUGUUUGCAGCUGAGAGAGCUCCAGACUGGGUUGAUGCUGAGGAGUGCCACCGGUGCAGAGUUCAGUUUGGUGUUAUGACAAGAAAGCACCAUUGCCGAGCCUGCGGCCAGAUUUUCUGUGGCAAGUGCUCGUCUAAGUACUCCACCAUUCCAAAGUUUGGCAUUGAGAAGGAAGUGCGUGUCUGUGAGCCCUGCUUUGAGCUACUAAACAACCACCCCUCCCUCUCUCCCCCACCUAGGAAAGCCGAGGGGAAGUCCUCAUCUGCAGGCCCUGCCGAGCUGCCUCCGGAGUACCUGACCAGCCCGCUCUCCCAGCAGUCUCAGAUGCCUCCCAAGAGAGAUGAGGCUGCACUGCAGGAGGAGGAGGAGCUACAGCUGGCCAUCGCCCUGUCCCAAAGUGAGGCUGAGGAGAAGGAGAGGAUGAGGCAGAAGAACUCAUAUUCAGUGUAUCCCAAAGCGGAGCCCACUCCAGUGACUUCUUCAGCACCACCAGUCAGCACCCUAUACUCUUCCCCUGUGAACUCUUCUGCUCCAUCAGCUGAAGAUGUGGACCCAGAGCUGGCCCGUUACCUGAACAGAACAUACUGGGAGAAAAAACAGGAAGAGGCUCGCAAGAGUCCCACCCCCUCUGCCCCUGCCCCAGUGUCAUUGGCUGAGCCCCUGCCAUCGAUCACUCAGCCUGUGGAGAGCCACGUUCCUGUCCAGCCAGUUAACAUCGUGGAGCAACCAUACCAGAACGGGGAGUCAGAGGAGAACCAUGAGCAGUUCCUGAAGGCUCUCCAGAACGCAGUCACCACCUUCCUCAAUCGCAUGAAGAGCAACCACAUGCGUGGGCGCAGCAUCACCAAUGACAGUGCCGUGCUCUCCCUCUUCCAGUCCAUUAACAACAUGCAUCCACAGCUGCUGGACAUCCUCAACCAGCUGGAUGAGAGGAGAUUGUACUAUGAGGGGCUGCAGGACAAGUUGGCUCAGGUGCGUGAUGCUCGGGCAGCCCUAAACGCCCUUCGCGACGAACACAGGGAGAAACUUCGCCGUGCUGCGGAAGAAGCAGAGAGACAGAGGCAGAUCCAGUUGGCACAAAAACUGGAGAUCAUGAGGCAGAAGAAACAGGAGUACUUGGAGAUGCAGAGACAGCUGGCCAUCCAGCGCCUGCAGGAGCAAGAGAAGGAGAGACAGAUGCGCCUGGAGCAGCAGAAACACACAAUUCAGAUGAGGGCCCAAAUGCCUGCUUUCUCUCUGCCCUAUGCUCAGAUGCAGUCUUUGCCCCCCAACGUGGCAGGAGGGGUGGUGUACCAGCCCGGUGCUCCGCCCAGCUACCCAGGCACCUUUAGCCCCGCCGGCUCUGUGGAGGGCUCGCCUAUGCACAACGUCUAUAUGAACCAGCCGGGGCAGACUGCACCUGGGCAGUACCAGGCAAUGCCCGUCUCUGCCACAGAUCCCAAUAUGGUUAAUGCAUACAUGUACCAGACUGCAGGCACCAAUGGGCAGCAGCCUCCACCUCCCGGCCAGGCCCCUCCCACCACUAGUCCAGCCUACUCCAACUACCAGCCCACACCCACACAGGGCUACCAGAAUGUGGUCACCCAGGCCCAGAGUAUGCCCCCCAUGUCCCAGGCAGCCCCCACUAACGGUAUGGGCUACAUGGGCUACCAGCCCUACAACAUGCAGAACAUGAUGUCAGCAUUGCCCGGACAGGACCCCAACAUGCCCCCCCAACAGCCCUACAUGCCGGGCCAGCAGCCCAUGUACCAGCAGAUGGCUCCCCCUGGUGGCCCACAGCAGCAGGCACAGCAGCAGCCCCCUCAGGCCGCCCCAGGCAGCGUGGAGGCACAGCUCAUCUCCUUUGACUGAACGCUCACACAGCGCCAGAUCUAACACACUACUACAACCUCCCUCUCCCUCCUCCUGCUCUGGUCUCUCCCCUCUUUCCCUGGACUCUUAGGCUUCCCUCUGAAAACACACAAGGUCCCUCCUCCUCCUCCUCCUCCUCCUCGCUGUGAUGUGGCAAUGUGAGAAUAUUGUGAUAAUGUUACAGAACUGUUGCCCUCCCAGCCAGCCCCUUCCCUCUGAAACAGAACAUGGGAAUCGGGGAGUGAGGCGGCAAGGCCAUAUCCCAGAACAUCUCAACUUCCUUCAUCCUCUUUCCAUCUUGGUCCUCUGAUAUGUAUGUAGUAUUUCCUUAUUAAACAAAUUACUGAAGCUCAAAAAUAGUGCGUGGUAUUAGAGUUAAAAAUGAGUAAGAAAAUAUACAAAUUGAGGUUAAAAAAAAAGAAGAAAAAGACAAGACGUAACCAUCCUUUGUCUCAUAUUUUUCUAAAGCAAAAUUUGCAUGUGUUAAAUUGUAAUUAUUUUCUUGAAUGGAAGUGAGCAUUGCGACUCAUCCUGUGAGUUUUGGUGGUGACUGAGCGUCAUCUGUAUGUGCUGUUUAAAAGAUUGUGGGUGUGUGGAUAAAGUGUGACCUCUGGGAAGAGAGAAAGCACACAGUCAGAUGCCUCACAUGGGACGCACUAACCUUAAUCUCUAUCUGGUUCACAAUUCGACAUUCCAAUUGUAGUUCUCUAUUCUGAUCCCUCACACACAUACACACACACACACACACACACACACAUACACACACAGGCAGAGUAGGGUAAUCUCUUGUUGACAUUUUUUGAUGUACACUGCUUGAAACAUUGGGUGAAUAAGUUCUGAACUGACAAAACAGAUUGCAGGGAUAUUACAUUUUGGCAGGGGUGUUAUAAAGAUAGCUGGACAGUCAUAUAAUCCUCACUGAAUAUACUUAAAUAGGUUAUAGAUAAAGUAAAGCAAGUAGUGACAGUAUAUAGAUACUAAAUCUACAAUUCACUACAUCCAGCAACUUUAAUGGCAUCCCCUCCCCCAUUAUUGAAAUGACUUGCAUCGCCUAACAUGAUGAACUGUCAUGACAAGACUUAAGUCUGCUGAUGGCAAAUGAAGAGCCUUUACCUUUAAUUAACUGCAAAAAAACCCCUGCAGGUGCCCAAUCCUCUGUGCAUUUGGUUCUUAAGGUUAUCUACAGACUAAGUGCAGGUGGUUGCUUUUUUUCGAAAGUGUGCUGGACUUUCUUUAGAAAACGCUUGGCAGAAUGAACACGAUGUGCCGCAUGUAUGUAACAUAAAACCCAAUCAGUGACUUCUGUAACCCUGAAAUUGCCAUUUGUGUACUUCUUUAUUCCAUCAUACUGAUCUGUCUGACUUUAAAGUAAUUUUAAGAUUAUAUUUAAUAAAUAUCUGGUUCUUAUUGUCCA
Myripristis murdjan (pinecone soldierfish) is the source of this 3844-nucleotide messenger RNA. RefSeq names its product hepatocyte growth factor-regulated tyrosine kinase substrate (gene hgs). The coding region runs from base 133 to 2430 and encodes 765 amino acids. Gene Ontology annotation, cellular component: early endosome. Lineage: Eukaryota; Metazoa; Chordata; Actinopteri; Holocentriformes; Holocentridae. Gene Ontology annotation, biological process: endocytic recycling; receptor internalization. Gene Ontology annotation, molecular function: metal ion binding; phosphatidylinositol binding; ubiquitin binding. The record is from RefSeq and is a predicted model, not a curated record. The transcript is spliced from 20 exons.